This is a messenger RNA of Acaulospora colombiana, 1155 nucleotides long. The record is from the annotation of a GenBank genome assembly. Lineage: Eukaryota; Fungi; Glomeromycota; Glomeromycetes; Diversisporales; Acaulosporaceae.
AUGAGCGUGGUAAAUACAUUGGAUAAGUUAAAGGAUGCCAACACGUUGCUAUACCCCUCUUGUUACAGAAAUUUUAUGUUCGUUCAAGGAAUAGAUCUAUACUCCGAUGUCGAUUUGCAAGGAAAUCAGUAUAUCAAAAUUUUGCAUGACCAUUUAGGCUCGCUUGACGAUUGUCAGGUACUGCAGAUUGAUGGUGUACCCGCAGUCCAAGCUAUUAAACAGUUUGCAAGUGAAAACGUUGGGCUUGCCCGCGAUCUCGGAGUUCGUUUUAAUAUGGCACUUUCUUCACUUUCGGCCGACGGAACAAUGGACUUCUCUAAUCACUUUAGCCGAAGACAAUACCUGCCACCGACCGACGGAAUUACUUACUCCUUGGUGUGUCAUGCAAUCUAUGUAAAUAUUACACGUAACUGGACGGCUUGUGGAAAAGUCGAAUCAAUAAGCUCUGUUGGAAGUUCAAAUGAAUACUGGGAUCGCAAUUGCCUACCAGAUUCUCCUGCAUCGCUGCCAAAGCAACAAAAAUUGUCGAUAACGCCAAGAUCAGGCCAACCACCACCACCAGAAGAGACUAUUUGUGAAAUAAUUGGUCAAAGCGAUGUAACAAUAAAUAACGCCCAAUUACUGCUUGACUUGGAUACAGCAAAAUUCUAUCAGUUAACAGGUCAGAAUGUUGGUAUAAUGACGAUGUCUUCCAUGGAUAAGGUGGACUUUAGGCGAGGAUUCCAAGAAUUUAUAGAUAGGAGUGUAGAGAAGGUUAUCCUUGAUCUGACCAAUAUUGGCGGCGAUUAUAUGUAUACGCCAUACGACCUGAACAAUCUUCUCUUCCCUCAAACCAGAAACUUUUUCGAGGUCGAUUUUAGGCCUAGCAACCUCAUGCAACAGGGCAUCCAAAAAUCCGACGAUGCAAAAUUUAUCACUUACCCUGGGGAACUACAAGAUCUUGGCCUUAGUAAUGAUUCCCUUGCCCCGAGUCAUUUGCCAAUAAGUGGGGAUCUAACUUUUGCUAUUGGAGAGGCGUACAAUACGAUAAACCCAAAUGAAGUUUUAGAGUUUUCUUAUCGACCGGCAGCAAGGCGGUUGUUUUACGAUGAAAAAAGUUCACGGGAUCCGAGCGAGUUGUGGGUAAAAGUUGCAAGCACAUUGCUAAAUCCCUAA